Molecule: messenger RNA, 1823 nt
Organism: Chilo suppressalis (striped riceborer)
Lineage: Eukaryota; Metazoa; Arthropoda; Insecta; Lepidoptera; Crambidae
Source: the annotation of a GenBank genome assembly
CGCCUGAAACAGUGUUGAAAUUACUAAAUUUAUAAAUUAAAAACCAUGCCGAAAGUUCACUGGAGGUAUGUCAUUCAGUUUUAUACAGCUCCUGUAAAAUUUAAUUUUAUGUAAUUAUACCGUUUUGUUCGCCAGCUCCUUAGUUAUAGUUCAUAUUUGUUUCUUAAGUUUUCACGCACACCACUCAUUAAAUGAAAAUAGUUUUUUCAACUGGUUUAAAAUGCGUUUUAAUACUUUUUCUAUAGAACUCGACGUUUUGAAAGACUUGUUUUAUUUAAUUUAUAAUACAUCUGGCAACCUGAUUUGCAUCAAAACUAUUGUCUGUCUGACAUGCUUACCUACAUGGAAAAAAAAGUAGGCCAUCCCUACUGUAUAGGAUUUAAUCGUCCUUGAACCAAAACCGCAAAAUGUCCCACUAGGAUAAACCUUCUUCCUCUCUGAGCACUUGUCCCAUCGCCGACUCAUCGCUGAACUAUAAGUAGUACCAUAAGCGAGUGUUCGAGUAAGUACGAUGGGCGAUUACUCGCGCAAUUCACUCUCGGAAACAAUCCUGAUCUAAAAUGCACGCGCGCGCUUUUAGAGACAAUCGAGUAUUGCUGAGCGAGUAUUAUCUUUGAUAGCUCCCGUCGUUCAGUGCCAAACUAGUGGAGAGAGCUCUCGCCGGCAGUGAGCGAUCAACAUUUACUAUAUGCAUCUCUUUUGUUAACAUUGAAUGUACAUCUUUUGUACGUUUCUUGAGCAAGAGAAUAGCUUAUAGCUAAUCGCUUCCUCGCCGGCGGUGGUACAACUGCCCUAUGUUGUGAUAUUUUAUUUCUUCUUGUUGGACCAAUCCGCUAGCUAUCUGAAUGUGCGUCAAAUCUACAAAUCUAAGAUGUUUAUGUUUUGUUUACAGCCAGUAUGCCGACGCCGGUGUACAGUGUGGAGUUGGAGUUGGGGGAGCCACCUCCACAGCUGCAGGAGUACGCGCGCCAGCACUGCGGGGAGGAUCCCAACACCCGUCUGAAAGCGGUCUGCGAGCUCAGAGAUCUCGUUUAUGAACGCGGUGAAUGCACUCCUCACAGGAUGGAUGACGAGUUUCUGAUAAGGUUUCUGCGCGCGCGCAACUUUAUACCACAACGGGCGCAUCGCCUGAUGGUGAACUAUUACCAAUUCAGAGAAGAUAAUGCAGAGCUGUACGACAAUGUGUACCCUCUGGAUUUGCGCACGAUCGGCGACGCCAGCAUCAUAGCGGUGCCGCCGUAUCGUGACCAAGAUGGACGCCGGCUUAUGAUAUUUAGGUUUGGUUGCUGGGAUCCAAAGUCCAUAUCUGUGGACGAAUUAUUCAAGUGCACUAUAAUGGCGCUGGAACUGGGCAUGCUGGAGCAGCGCACACAAAUCAUGGGCGGUAUAGCCAUAUUCGACCUGGAAGAUAUCGGCACGCAGCAUGUGUGGCAGGCCACGCCUACAGUCGCGUCAAGGAUGAUCAAACUUUUAGUGUCCUGUUUCCCAUCUGUCACACACGCCAUUCACAUCGUCAACCACGCCUGGCUGUUCGACAAGAUCUACAAUAUCUUCAAACCUUUUCUCAACGCCGAAAUGCGCUCCAAGAUCUACUUUCACAACGAAAUCGCUUCUCUACACAAACAUAUAGAUUCAGACCACUUACCCGAACGGUAUGGAGGCAUUUGGCCAGACUAUUCUUAUACUAUUUGGCUGGAGUCUUUGAGGAAAAACUUACAAGUAGCAAAGGAAAUGCUGUCGAGCGGUUACAAGUUCCGCGAGGAAGAACUUUGCCCAGAAGUACUGAGAAAGUUGAAAGAAGAAGGGAUCCGACUUGAAUAACA